GUGUUGUUUUGCUACCCGACCCGGCUGACCCUCUUUCAGUCUCUAGCUACUAACAAAGGGAAAUUUUGGAGCUCCGGUCAAGUUUAGAUCCCAGGAAUCCAAGGGUGUUGGCGUGGUCUUAAACUCUGAAGCUACACCAUAACGCCCAUCUCCCCCCGAGAUCCGAGACUCGGAACUAAGAGAGAGACACGGGCAACGGCUUCAGCAAAGAGAACUAACUGCCCGCCUCGAGUACCUCUCUCGCCCAUCUCCUCGGCUGCUCCAGCUUUCUCAUCGUAUCAACAACAGCCCAACAAAGUCAACAAGGAACGCAUGGUGUAGCCAAGAGGCCGCUCGCUUCCUUUCCUUUCACCGCCGCGCCACACUGGAAUUGAUCCUUCUCGAACUGUCACCGCCCGCCCUAAAAGCCCCGACUAGAGGCCGAUCAGUUAUGCCAUGAGAUUUCGCUUCGAUCCCACCUAGCACCACCAGCCUGUUUCGCCCCGGUCCAACCCGUCGGACGACCCGUCGAUUUUCCAUCCUUCCAAAAGACAUAGGAGUUUCCCCCGUCAUCGACCCCGACUCCCUGUCCCAGUUCCGCAGCGGGAACCUCUGUCAACAAUAUCAUUACUCGCCCCGUCCCGAACCGCUUCUCCAACAAAUACGAACGCGAACGAACGAUAAUAUAUAAAACGUCCCGAUGGAUCGCCCGCGCGGUCUGCCUGAUAAUCCAGGCCUGGUUCGGCGAAUGCCACCUGUUGGUCCCCAUGGGAACCAUCUGCCGCACCCGCCCCAUCGCGAUGCAUCGAAUUCGUCCCUGUCGGCCUCGCCGCCGCUAUCUUCCAACCAAGUCAUCGCCCUUGUGCGCGAGUCCAUGCGAGUUGCCCAUGAGAACGAAGCAAAGGCAACAGAGGGCAUCAGCACCCUCAAACCAGGACUCACCAUUGACUUGAGCAGAAAGAGGAUACAGAAGCUACCAGAUGAGGUGGUCGAUAUAAUCAAGGAUGAGUUGGAGAGGCUUGCGUUGUCACACAACUACAUCCAGACCUUCCCUGCCCGAUUCUCCGAGUGUACCUCGCUUCGUUACCUCAAUGUCAGGUCGAAUAGGAUAAAGGAGUUUCCGCUCGCGCUUUGCGACCUCAAAUCACUAGAGAUUCUGGAUCUAGGUCGAAAUAUGCUUCGUGUCCUUCCACCAGAUAUUGUGAAACUAUCAUCACUCAAGGUCUUCUCGAUACAGAAAAAUGAGGUCUCCGAGCUACCGCUUUGUCUCGCCGAUAUGCCAUCGCUCUCCGUCAUCAAACUCGAAGGCAAUCCCCUGGUCUUCCCGCCACCCCAAGUUUUCCAGGUGCCGCCGCCAAGUGUGCAAAACGAGGGUAUCUUGAAAGAAAGUGAAUUGACCGAAAUCACGGUUACGGCACACGUCAAGAAGUACCUCAAAGCAACAGCCAACAGCAUAUUGGAAAGAGAACAGGCCGAAUCGCCCAAUGACGAAACCGACGGAAUCGAGACACCACGACCGACCAUCAAGCGCGUGUUUAGUGGACGGUUUCCCAUCAAGGUCAACGGCACAGAUGUUCCAGAUCUUAGGUCGCCCAACUUGAUCCGUCCUCCGCCUAUCCCGAGCCGAUCGCAUUAUCGAGGUCUUUCCCAGCAGAGUUCGGCCCAACGAAGACCUGGUGUCAUGCCACUCACCAUUGGUAACCCCAACGAGCGAAUACGCAGCAACUCGGAAACAACUGGCGCCCAUCAUUCGAGCCGCGAGCGAUCCGAGAGCAGGUCCCGCCGUAUGGGUAUUGUCUCCAGAAAGGGCUCUGAAUUGGGCACUCUUGACGAGUUAGAAGCCAAGGAUCGAUUCAGCAUCCAUUAUCGUGGCCUCAGUCAUGGGUCGGCCAUGCAGCCUGGUAACGGCAGUGUGCCCGGUCAGAGCACAGCACCAUCAAGCCCAGCUGACUCGAUAUCCUUGCAACGCCCCAUCUAUGUCCGACGACUCUCGAUCCUACCCGAAAGGAGGCGUGAAUCCAAGUUUAUUGAUCCGGUACUGGAGGCUGCUAAGGGUAUCCUCUACUCCAUUUUCCAGAUUCACCCCAUGAUUCAGAUGUUGAUGGGCCUUGCAAAUGACGGCAGCAGCAAGCGCUCGAGUCUGGAGAUUGUCUUUUACAAUACCAAUGCUCAUGUGGAGCAAUUGGAAUUGGAAAUUCAAAAGCACGACCAAGCAGGAGACGGCGGGGGGCCGAGAGAGAACGAGAACGUGCAGAGGGCAUGCAUUACGCUGGUGCAAGCAUACAGCCAUGUGUGCUCCCUCCUGGCUAACAACGUUGAUCUUUUUCUCGAUAACGGUGACCCUAGGUACAUUCGCACUCUGUUGACGCAGCUUUAUAAUAGCAUUAUGGAGCUGCGUGUUACAUGCUCUCAGCCAUCGCCCGGAAUGCCUUCGCGCAAUGUCCCGCCCGUCCCGCCCGUCCCCCAUCGGCUAGAACUCGAGACCAUUCGACCGCACUCGCGAGACAACUCGGUUACUCCCACGAUCGACCGUCCACCUCAGACCGCGAGACUACGCAACCCUGGACCAAUGCAUCCUCACGCCAAUCUCCGUGUCGCGACGGAUGUACCACUGAUGCCGUACAACAACGGCAUGCACCGACAGGUUAUGAGCGCUGUUACGCCUCGGUCUGGGGAUCCUUUCCCCAUGAGUGCGGGUGGUAUGCGGAUGCCCAGUGACGAAGAGGAUCGAAUCUUCGAGAGAAUUUUCCUGGCUUUGAUGAAGUCUGCCGAUCUUGCCCUCAAGGUUUUGCCGAAUCUUAGUGCGCAGUUCAGCGUAGCUUUGCGAAAUGCCACGACGCAACGAGCGUCCGACCAUGUAGUGCACUGUUGGAAAGCACUCAUUGUGAAGUGUAACGACUCGAUCCGUCACACCGAGAUAUUGAGGGAGAGGUUAUCGACUAUCAAGCUAAAAGAACCGGGGAUCCGUGGACAGCCGGGGUUCUGGAGGAUGUGCAACGACUACAUCGACGCCUGGUAUGUCUUGGGUAAGAAAACUAUGCAGUUUCAAACCGAUAUCCAGUUGCCAGUCGAUGCCAAAUCCAGGAUGCGGCCCAUUCAGAAGGCGAUGAAGGAUGCAUGGGAGCUCAUGGUACACUCGCCGUGGUCUCACUUCUUGAAGCCGCAGCCUAGUAGCGGCGGGCAUGGAAGGGGCAGAAUGAGAGGGAGAAUGCCAGGUCCAGGAAUGGAAGGAGUUGAAGAUACCUCAAGCCCUUACAGCACGCAUGGCACCAAUACACCGGUACUGAUGCCUAUGACGCCGCAGAGCGCGGCCCUUGGUCCAGCCGUUCAGGCCACGGUACCAUCGACGCCCAAGAAUAGUUCGUUUUCGGCCGCGUUCAGCGGGGGACUGUUUGAGAGGGCUGAGACGCUCAUUCAAAUGGGAGGCCCGGGUAUGGGCAGCCGAAGCGGAACCAUGCAAUCGUCGUCAGCAGCAAGUCUGAACUCGAUUGGCACAACGCUCUCCGGGGACAGUGCUAUGACUCCGAACUCGGCACUAAGUCCGGGUCCGGGCUCACUAACGCCGCUUCCCUUUCGAAUGAACAGUGGGAAAAGUGGGCCUCUAGGCGAGGGCCCGUGUAUUCAUCAGAAAAAAGCACGUACACAUUGCACCAGGAUUUUUCAUACAGUUAUCAAAAGAGCUCCCCCAGGCUGCGGGUUCAGCGGUUGGUUGGAUGCGAUAUUUCUCACAUACAUGAGGCUACAAUGUUGUCUUGGUACAGAACUAGGUGGUCAGAGUCUAAGUCUUUGAAAAGACAAGCCGUUCCUUUUUUCUUGGUCUCAUUUCCUAUACUAUGUCUAUCUACACACAGCAUCUAGGCGUUCUUAUUUCCUAAACAAGAUUGGAGGAAGGGAGCAUUGAUGGGCAGGCCGGUUGAGACGGACAGGACUAGAAGCGAGCGAAUACAGGUUGCAUGACAAGGGGAGGCAGGCGCAGCGGCGAGUAAAGGUGAACACAAGACUGGCAUUUGCAAGAGAGAGGAAAAGUUUUUAAGUAUAGCACAAACCUAUAAUGUGUACAACCAAUUUCAAGUCCAC
Molecule: messenger RNA, 4056 nt
Organism: Neurospora crassa OR74A
Lineage: Eukaryota; Fungi; Ascomycota; Sordariomycetes; Sordariales; Sordariaceae
Exons: 3
Coding region: 680-3769 (1029 amino acids)
Molecular function (GO): protein binding
Source: RefSeq, a predicted model, not a curated record